Brassica napus (rape) is the source of this 1464-nucleotide messenger RNA. RefSeq names its product PHD finger protein ALFIN-LIKE 6. Gene Ontology annotation, biological process: regulation of DNA-templated transcription. The record is from RefSeq and is a predicted model, not a curated record. Lineage: Eukaryota; Viridiplantae; Streptophyta; Magnoliopsida; Brassicales; Brassicaceae. Gene Ontology annotation, cellular component: nucleus. The transcript is spliced from 5 exons. Gene Ontology annotation, molecular function: histone binding; transcription cis-regulatory region binding; transcription coregulator activity.
AAUUUCUGUAUUUAUCAUAUUUAUCUUCUAAAAUUAAAAUGUCAAGCAAAUAUUCUUAAUAGAUAAUUUCUAUAUUAAUCAUAUUUAUCUUCUAAAAUUAAAACGUAAAACAUACAUAUAAGUAAUAUAGAAAUUAAACCUUUAAAAGUUAUCUAUAACUUUUUCGAAGAAAGAAAAAAAAACUAUAUUAUUUAGGAAUUAUAAAAAUCUUCUAUAUAAACCCACAUUAACCCUAUCAUUUCUCUCACAAACUUCGUUGAUCCCAAAUUUGACAUACCUCUCUCACGCUUUUGCUUAUCGUAAUUCAGAACUCUCGGUAAGUUAUGAUUAAUAGUUUUGGAUCAUUGAUUUUGCUUUAAUUUAGUUUAUAUUAGGUGUUGUUUUUAUUUAAUUUUUGUUAUGUGUUGGUUUUUAGUUAGUAUUUAAUAUUUAUGUUUUGAAUUUUUUUAAUAUUUCAAUUUUGAACAAUAUUAUAGAAGUUAUUUCAAUUCUCUGGUCUGUGAAGUUGUUGUUGGGUGGAUAAAAAAAAUGGAGGGGAUUAUUACUCAACAUACACCUCGAACUGUGGAAGAGGUCUUUAGCGACUUCAGAGGUCGACGAGCUGGUCUCAUUAAGGCUCUCACUUUCGAUAUGGUGAAGUUUUACCAAACAUGCGAUCCUGAGAAGGAGAACUUGUGUCUGUAUGGACUUCCAAAUGAGACUUGGGAGGUUAAUCUCCCCGUUGAGGAAGUUCCUCCUGAGCUUCCUGAACCUGCUCUAGGCAUCAAUUUCGCUAGAGACGGCAUGCAAGAAAAAGACUGGGUUUCUUUGGUCGCUGUUCACAGUGAUUCCUGGCUGCUUUCGGUUGCCUUCUACUUUGGCGCACGUUUCGGGUUUGGCAAGAAUGAGAGUGAAUUGAUUCCUUAACUCUUCCAGAUGAUAAACGAUCUUCCAACCAUUUUCGAGGUUGUGACAGGCAAUGCAAAGCAAUCCAAAGAUCAUUCUGGUACCAACAACAACAAUAGCAAAAGCAAACCUAGUGGCUUGAAGGUUUCGAAGAUGAUGUCAUCUCCACCGCCUAAAGAAGAAGAUGAGAGUGAAGACGAGGAGGAGGAGGAACAAGGUGCGGUUUGUGGCGCUUGUGGAGACAGCUACGGUACAGAUGAGUUUUGGAUAUGCUGCGACGCGUGUGAGAAAUGGUUCCAUGGAAAAUGUGUGAAGAUAACACCUGCUAAAGCAGAGCACAUCAAGCACCACAAAUGCCCCAGUUGCACUAACAAGAGAGCCAGACCUUGAUGUCAUAUAAACAAAAAAAGCAGAUAAUUGGGUUUUAGAAGAUGUAAGAUGAUAAAAAUAUACGUUUCUUUUUUUAAUUGUUUAGUUUUCAUUAUGAAUUGAAAAUAUGUACAAUUGGUAAUGCCUUUCUUUUUUUUUCUGGAUUUUUGUUGUUGUUUAUGUCAAUGCUACUACUAAUUUGCAUGUUUG